AUGGUCUUUUCUGAUUAUGUGGCUAUGGUCGGACUGAGUCCUGCCCUAACCGUCCACUCCUUCUGGAGAGUUCUAUGUUGUCUCUUUGCCAUUUUGCCCAUCUACUUUAUCGGCUGGAUUAUCUACACACUCUUUUUCCACCCUUUGAGCCACUACCCCGGCCCCAAGCUAGCUGCCAUCACACCUCUGGUCCAUAUCCUCUGGGACAUCAGAGGCGAGCAGCACUCGAUCAUCAAGCGUCUCCAUGACAAGUACGGAGACGUAGUUCGCAUUGCACCUAAUGCGCUCGCUUACCGCGCCGCAUCGGCCUGGAAGGACAUAUACGGUCACCGCAAGAAAGGACAGAAGAUCUUCCUCAAGGACCCGGCUUUGUACACACCCACUCCCAACGGCGUCAAUGCAAUCAUCACCGCCAACGAGGGCGACCACACCCGCAUGCGCCGUUUGCUCACCCACGCCUUCUCCAACAAAGCCCUAGGCGAGCAGGAGGAGAUCCUCCAGACUUAUGCCGAUAUGCUCAUUGAGAAACUGCACGGUCUCAUUGGUAGUUCCGUGUCGGUUGAUAUCGAUAUCACGCGCUGGUUCAACUUCACUACCUUCGACCUCAUCGGUGACCUGGCUUUCGGUGAGCCCUUCGGAUGUCUCUCGCAUAGCAAAUACCACUGGUGGGUUCUCAUUAUCUUGGAUGCCGUCAAGGCAAGCGCAUACCUGAAAAUCUUUUGGUUCUAUCCUUUUCUCGUGCCUUUGGUCCAGGUCUUGAUUCCAAAGCAUUUGAUGGAAAAGCGCGAGGCUAGUUUCCAGCUCAGCGUCGAUAAGAUCCGUCGUCGGCUUGCAAAGGGCACUUCCCGUCCGGACUUUACUUCGUACAUCCUUAAACACGCCAAGGAUGGAAAGGGCUUGUCUCCGUCGGAGAUUGAUGCCAACUCGGCCGUGUUUGUUCUGGCUGGUAGCGAGACUACGGCGGCUCUGCUCUCCGGCUGCAUCUAUUUCCUGAUGUGCAACAGAGAUGCGUAUAAUCGUCUUAUUCUGGAGAUUCGCAAUGCUUUUACCAAAGCUUCGGAUAUCAAGCUCUCGGCUCUCACUGACCUUCCGUAUCUGAAUGCUGUGCUGACUGAAACGAUGCGCAUAUACCCGCCUAUCCCAUCAAUGCUGCCUCGCAUUGUGCCCGAGGGUGGUGCAAUGAUUAAUGAUAGAUAUGUCCCUGAAAGCGUCUCAGUCUCCAUCUCCCUCUACUCCGCCUUCCACGCCGCAACACAUUUCAAGAACCCCGAGUCUUUCGUCCCAGAACGCUGGUUGAACGAGUCAGACGAGUACAACUCAGACAUGAAAGAGGCUUUCCAACCCUACUCCUACGGUCCCCGUAACUGUCUUGGCCAACAGUCAGUUCCCUCACCUUCUUCUCUUACCAACUGCCACAUCUCUUUCCUCACGUAUACUAACAAGACAAUUCCCAGCCUCGCCAACGCUGAAAUGCGCCUGAUCCUCGCCAAAUGUCUAUGGAACUUCGAUCUCGAACUUCUUCCCGAAUCUCUGGAUUGGAAAGAUCAUAAAUCCUUCUCGCUCUGGAAGAGGCCGGAGCUUUGGGUUAAGCUCUUCAGAGCUGGAGGGAAUGAUGCUAUGUAA
Penicillium bovifimosum is the source of this 1623-nucleotide messenger RNA. RefSeq names its product cytochrome P450. The coding region runs from base 1 to 1623 and encodes 540 amino acids. Gene Ontology annotation, molecular function: iron ion binding; oxidoreductase activity, acting on paired donors, with incorporation or reduction of molecular oxygen; monooxygenase activity. The record is from RefSeq and is a predicted model, not a curated record. Lineage: Eukaryota; Fungi; Ascomycota; Eurotiomycetes; Eurotiales; Aspergillaceae. The transcript is spliced from 3 exons.